This is a messenger RNA of Anthostomella pinea, 711 nucleotides long. The record is from the annotation of a GenBank genome assembly. Lineage: Eukaryota; Fungi; Ascomycota; Sordariomycetes; Xylariales; Xylariaceae.
AUGUCUCCCACCAAUUCUUCCACCGAUGGCAAGUCUGGCGGCGACCUGGAGAGGCAGCAUACCAUCUCGCCUCGCGAUCAGCCUGCCCUGCCCUACAUUCCCCGGGAUUUCGCCAGCCCAAUGCCAUUGGGGCUGCUCUCGUUCGCCACAAGUGUUUUCAUGCUUUCUCUUUUCGAGCUUCAGCCGCGUGGCAUCACGGUGAACAACAUUGUCAUUGCCAACAUGAUUUUCUACGGGGGUAUCGGUCAGGUGGUGUCCGGUAUCAUGGAGUUCGUCACGGGAAACACGUUCGGUGCCACGGUCUUCAGCUCGUUCGGCGGGUUCAAUCUGGCAUACGCGUUCAUCUUCCUGCCUGGGAGCGGCAUCAUCGCCGCGUACACUGAUGCCGAGACAGGCCUGCCGACGCCCGAGUUCAGCCAAGCCGUCGCCAUGUUCGUGUGGGGCUGGUUCAUCCUCAGCACCAUAUUCACCUUCGCUGCGGCCCGAAGUUCCUGGGCUCUGCUCCUCCUUCUGUUCUUCGUGGACCUGACCUUCCUCCUCAUUGCGACUGGCCACAUGAUGAGCGAUGGUGCGCAGGUUCUCAAGGCGUCGGCUGGCACUGGAUUUGUCGCGGCCGCUAUCGGUUACUACACUGGCGCCGCCGGACUGAUGAACAACGGUGUGACUCCUUUCAACCUGCCGCUCGGGUCACUGGCAAGGAAGCACGACUAG